Photinus pyralis (common eastern firefly) is the source of this 2058-nucleotide messenger RNA. RefSeq names its product potassium channel subfamily K member 1-like. Gene Ontology annotation, molecular function: potassium ion leak channel activity. The transcript has 5 exons. Gene Ontology annotation, cellular component: membrane. Bases 182 to 1306 code for a protein of 374 amino acids. The record is from RefSeq and is a predicted model, not a curated record. Lineage: Eukaryota; Metazoa; Arthropoda; Insecta; Coleoptera; Lampyridae. Gene Ontology annotation, biological process: potassium ion transmembrane transport; stabilization of membrane potential.
UAAAUUAUAAAGUCAGUCGGUGACUAACUGUUAUCAAACUCGUACAGUUUACAGUUUUACCUAUCAUUAAAAUGUUCAUUAAUAAAAUGAAUGUAUUAACCCCGUUCUUUUUCGCAUUAAACUAUUUAUAGCAUUAGUGUAAUUGUACGUUUUAGUGCAGUUUUAAUUAAACGCGUCCAAGAUGGGUGGAAAGUAUUAUAGUGAUGUACAAAUAGAUUUAAAAUCCCACAAACUAUUAAUGGAAAGUGAAAGCGAGAGGCUACCCCUCUUGGGAAACUCUACCGAAAAGUAUUACGAAAAACCCUCAUGUUUGUCGAAUUGUAGUUCCUCGUCGCUAUUUGUGGUUUAUUUGUUCGGAUUCUGUGUCUUUUUAAUUAGUGGUGCUGCAAUUUUUAGUAUUUUGGAAUCACCGGCCGAAGAACGUUUCGUUGAGAGACUACGGAUGGCUAGGCAAAACUUCCUGGACACUCAUCCUUCUGUAUCUGAUGAUGCGCUAGAAUCACUGAUCACGGAAAUUGUACUCGCCAGUAACAGAGGCGUUUCAGCUACAAGAAACGCUUCAGGAACACCAAACUGGAGUUUCGGUCAAUCAUUAUUUUUUUCUAGCACCGUUAUUACUACAAUAGGUUAUGGACACGUAACACCGUUAAGUAGAAGUGGAAAAAUAUUUUGUGUAUUAUAUGCAACUAUUGGAAUACCAUUAACGUUGGUUCUUCUGUCUGCUUUAGUAGAACGAUUACUUGUACCGACCGUAUGGUUUCUACAAUUUUUAAACUCAAGACUGGGACAUCUUUACCAACCCCUUAAUAUUAGACUUUUUCAUCUUUUUAUAAUAGUGUGCUUUUUCCUGAUAUUCUUCUUACUAGUCCCUGCAGCUAUUUUUGCCACCUGCGAACCGGAGUGGGACUACUUAGAUUCAUUCUAUUAUUGUUUCAUCUCUCUAACAACAAUCGGACUGGGAGAUUACAUACCCGGAGAUUCUCUCGAUCAACCAAAUCGUCCAAUAUACAAAAUAGCGACUGCUGCCUACCUAUUUAUCGGAAUAACGUUUAUGAUGUUAACGUUAGCCGUCUUUUAUGACAUUCCACAGUUAAAUUUGGGGAUGUUAUUUUCAACUUCAAACGAUGUCAAUUCAGAAAAAGUGCGUUUAGCCGGAUCGUCCACGGGGUCACAGUACGGAGCUGGAGGUCUGUAUAAUUCCACAAUAGAGGAAAAUACACACAGGCACGUUGUUCGGGUACGUUCACGUCGCGAUGACAGUCCAAGUCCUGAAGAAUCCGCUCCUAAAGAGCUUAGGCUUCCUUAAGUGUGCACACAUCUGUUGCACAUAAUUGCGAUAACCUAAUGUUUCAUUACACGUUUAUCGUUUUGAUCUCAGAUUUGUGUAAUUUUAUAUUUCGUUGAUUACAUGCACAAAUAAGUCCAAAUUCGAAAAUAGGAUGUAUUAUUAUUUACGAUAGUAAAGUUUCUUGUUACUACCCAAGUAUUGUUGGUAGGUAGGUAGUAUCAAAUGGCUAUCCAUUUUCUGUGUCAUAACCACAUGACAUCACUUUUACUUAUUUAUUGUACUUAAAAUUAUAAAAUAAAGUGUGCUCAAACAUCAGUAGACCUAAGUUGUCGUCUUAUCUAUAAAAGUAUUAACAAUGCUUGGCAAGAAGAAUUACUAAUUCAGGGAAUAUUUUUAGAAAAGUCACAGUAUUUACGAGUUCGUUUUUGGUUUAAAACAAUACGCAUGUUUCUCGAAAGUAAUAAUUUGUUUAAAACAAUCGUCUUGUGCUCUUUGUGAAAAAUAAAAGGAAAAUAUUUUCAAUUUUUUUAGCUUUUUUGUAACAUUACCAGAGAAACGUUGUGCUUAAUGUGAGUUUAUGGUGCUUUGAAUCCUCACCAAAUACCUAGGUAAUAUAUUUAAGCAAAAAAUAACGUAUAUUUUCCAAAAGUAUAUUAUAUAUUUUUUUCAACCUUUACUAUCAAUAUAUCUUCUUCGUAUAUAGCUAUACCUAGCAGAUGUAAUAGAUGUACAAAUGUCAAAUUGUGUGGACCAAUAAAAUGUAUCUCUAA